AUGUGGAAGAGCAGAACCCAGCUGGACCAGAAUUACGGCUCGGUGGCGACCAUCAGCAAAAUCAAUGACCUUCAUCAAGAAUCAUGGGGAGAACAACCGUGCAUUGAAGCUCUGAGCAGCUUUUCAGAUUUAGAGGAGCAAGAGGAUGAAAUCAGUGGCAGAUAUAUGUCUGCGGUUGUUUUUGCUAUCGCCUGCUUCACGAUAACGGGUAUUGUUUUCGCACUGUUCCUCGCAUUCAACAUGACCGUGACAUCUUCAUUCGCUCAUUAA
Molecule: messenger RNA, 270 nt
Organism: Penicillium angulare
Lineage: Eukaryota; Fungi; Ascomycota; Eurotiomycetes; Eurotiales; Aspergillaceae
Exons: 1
Coding region: 1-270 (89 amino acids)
Source: RefSeq, a predicted model, not a curated record